This is a messenger RNA of Penicillium robsamsonii, 219 nucleotides long. RefSeq lists its product as uncharacterized. The transcript has a single exon. Bases 1 to 219 code for a protein of 72 amino acids. Lineage: Eukaryota; Fungi; Ascomycota; Eurotiomycetes; Eurotiales; Aspergillaceae. The record is from RefSeq and is a predicted model, not a curated record.
AUGCACCACCUACGUCGCUCCCUCAGUAUCGCCGGCGCAGACGCAUUCGACGUCGGAAAGACAGCCAGUAAUGAGGCUAAUAAUGUUAUAAAAGACGGUCCUACUGCUGUAAUAUAUGCCAUAGCAGCCGUAGCAGCCGCAGAGACUACAGAGAGCCAGGUCAGCGACAAGGUCCAAUCAUUAUCCGACGAAUUGAAGCCCCAUCUUCCAGACUAUUAA